AUGCUAUGUCUUUAGUAAUGCGUGUCUUGUUAAUCCCUGAUUGGUUCUUCUUAAUUGUUCUUCUUGAUUUGAUUGCCUAUAUUAGAAAGGACUUGAUUUGGGUGGGGUAGUAAUUUCUUCCAUGUGCUAAAAAGGUGGGUUAUUGGGCAGCAUGUAAUAGUUUAUGGCAGCUUGAGUUUGGAAACUUCCAAAAAGAUUUCUGCGACAAGAAAAGUAGGAAGAGCAGCACUAGCCUCUGAAGUGGGUCAUGGUGGAAGACACGGCCAAUUGAUUGGAUUCUGCUGUGCGAGUGUGGCAGAUUUUUCUCUGCUGAAGUUCCCCCCUCUAGAACCUGUGACUCCUUAUCCCUCCUCUGGGUAUUUAAGGCAGUACUUCUACACGGUCUGAGAAAGUAACUCUGCGUACGACACUGGGUCUCGUGAGACCCUCCACUCAGCUAGACGAAAGGGGAUAGAUCCCUGAACUAUACAACCGUAGACCUACGUAUACCUGACAACUGAAAAAUGCCGCUGACCCAGUUCCUGCUUCUCCUGUUUCCCCUGGUGGCGAGUUCGGCUCCUUUCGGCGAGGAAGAUGGUUCUGCCUUCAGAAACCUGGACACUCCUAAUGGGAGAGCCCCAGCUCAUUUGGGUGGUCCUCAUAGAGUACCCCCUCUAUCUUUCCUGAACUCCCCUUUCUUCAGAAGGAGACAAGUCGAGGCGCCCAGGCCAGUAAUGCCCAGCGUCGCCCACAGGGACAGAAUGGACUAUGAAGCCUUGCGUAGGAAGAUGGUGUGGGAGAAGGCCAUGCAGCAAGAUAAGGCCAGGUCCCGUCCUGACCAAGUGCUGCCGAUUGGACAAGAUGCCUUAAAGAGAUCGCGAUGCAACGCUCUGCCUUUUGUGCAGAUUGUCUUCAGGAAAAACUGUGCGCCGCUGCGUGUUCCCAACAAGUUCUGUUUUGGCCAGUGCAACUCUUUCUAUGUUCCAGGCUGGCCUUCUGGCCUAUCGCAGCCCUGCACAUCUUGUGCCCCCACCCGCUCCAAGCGCAUCUCUAUCCCUCUGUUCUGUCACGGCGGCUCACUUUCUUGGGAGGAGGUGGUCCUGGUGGAAGAAUGCGGAUGUGAGACCCGGUAUGAUCGUGAGCUGGCAGAAGUCAGCGGGGAUGGUUUCCUGCCAGUGUCCUAACUACAGAGGAGACCAAAAACCAGACUGUUCGACCAUGGGGCUUAUUAUAAUGGCCCCUGCACUAUUAGAAUCCUUUGCCACAGGAAAAGUGGAACCACUUAACGAGCCACGUAAAACGGUGACCUGUCUACAGUGUGUCUGACACAGUUCAACUCUAUUUUUUUUUUUUUUUUUUUUAAAUUCUUAAUCUAGGUUUUAACAUUGCAUUUGACGACCGUCCUUCAUUAGAAUGGGGGGCGAAAUGAGUUUCAACUGUGGAUUUUUAUUUGGUCCUUCAUGUAGUCUUUAUUUAAUUAUCUACUUUUGAAAGUUUUUGCACAUUCCUUGUAGCCUUCUGUGACUGCUUCACAAGUGGGACAGCGCCCUCUUGUGCCAAGUAUGGGUCAUGCACUUUCAGAGGCUAUUACUUGUUUUGUAAUGAACUGUAGAGUAACCUACAAUGCAGACUAUGCUUUAUUUUACAAGGUUUUUUCAUAUGUCUCAUGGUAUCCUGACUGGGCUGGUGCAGAAUUUUAAACCAGGGACCCAAUUUUUGCUUUUAUAUCAAUGUAUGUGUAUCCAUACUAGAUUGAUAGAUUUUAUUUUUGGCCAAUUCUUUGCUCUUACAAGAGAACUGGAUAAUUGAGGUAGUUGGGGGAAAUUUCCUCUGCAUGCAUUCUGCACAUCACCUAAGGAGGUGGCUGUGUGGAAUGGAAGCAGUACAAAGGAACUGAUGACCAGUACAUUAUCAAUUUAUUUUCUCUUCAGCCACCCUUGCCAUACUGAGUAGGGAGGCAGUACUAGCGAACCUGAGACUUGUAAUCUACAACUAUGUUGACAAAUGCUGGUUCUUUUGACUUACAAACAACUGUAAAUACCUUUUUUUUUAUUUUAUUUUUUUAUCUGGAAUAAAGAUUUUAUUUACAUUCAGUCUUGCAUUGUUUAAUGUUUGUUUCCUUCCCAUGUAAUGCAUAGGUACACAACCGGAGACUGCUGUAUCACUAGCUAGGCCUUUGUGGUUAGCAAAAUGAGGUAAUAAAAAAAUAAAAAAAUAAAAAUAGAACCUUCUUUGAAAACAA
Messenger RNA from Pseudophryne corroboree (corroboree frog), 2221 nucleotides. RefSeq names its product DAN domain BMP antagonist family member 5 (gene DAND5). The transcript has 4 exons. Gene Ontology annotation, molecular function: growth factor activity. NCBI's taxonomy places the organism in Eukaryota, Metazoa, Chordata, Amphibia, Anura, Myobatrachidae. The record is from RefSeq and is a predicted model, not a curated record. The coding region runs from base 504 to 1163 and encodes 219 amino acids.